AUGAAUGUGGUUCCGGAUCGCAAUUUCCUAUUUCAAAUAUUUCAAAAAGUUGACCGAGAUAGGAGUGGUGCCAUAAGUGCAGAUGAAUUACGGGCCGCGUUAUCCAAUGGUACGUGGAAUCCCUUCAAUCCAGAAACCGUGCGCCUCAUGAUCGGAAUGUUUGACAAGAACAACUCAGGAACCAUCGGAUUUGAAGAAUUCGGUGCGUUAUGGAAGUACAUCAACGAUUGGCAGCAAUGCUUUCGAUCCUUCGAUCGUGACAACUCAGGGAAUAUCGACAAGGCGGAACUCAAGCAUGCUUUGACGACUUUUGGCUACCGUUUCAGUGAACAAUUUUUUGACGUACUCCUCACGAAGUUCGAUAGAUCAGGAAGAAAAAUUAUCUUCUUCGAUGACUUCAUUCAAUGUUGCGUUACUUUGCAUAUGCUCACAACUGCGUUCCGUCAGCAUGACACGGACUUGGAUGGAAUCAUUACUAUUUCUUACGAGCAGUUUUUAACGAUGGUGUUGAGCGUUCAAAUCUGA
Notodromas monacha is the source of this 525-nucleotide messenger RNA. The record is from the annotation of a GenBank genome assembly. Lineage: Eukaryota; Metazoa; Arthropoda; Ostracoda; Podocopida; Cyprididae.